Menidia menidia (Atlantic silverside) is the source of this 636-nucleotide messenger RNA. NCBI's taxonomy places the organism in Eukaryota, Metazoa, Chordata, Actinopteri, Atheriniformes, Atherinopsidae. The record is from the annotation of a GenBank genome assembly.
CUGUCUAUCGGCAGGAUAUUCCUGACGUAUCCUGUGUGUGGCGUCUUCUUCAUGCUGGGUAACCUCACAAACCCGGUGUCUCCUCUGGUGCUGGUGGUGAUGUCUUUGGAGAGAUGUGUGGCAGUUUGUUACCCUCUGAGGCACGCUGCCAUCGUCACCAUCAGAAACACAGCAGUGGCUGUAAUGCUGGUUUGGGCCAUCUGUCUGGCAGCCUACACCUAUUUUCUGUUUGUUUCUGCUGCUCUGGCCAUCAGCUCUACCUAUGUUGUUGUAAUUCUAGCUGCCAGGUCGGCCUCCACUGACAAAGCUUCAGCUCUUAAGGCUCGUAACACUCUGCUGAUGCAUCUGCUACAGCUGGGCCUCAUCAUCUCCUCAACCAUUCACAACCCGCUGCUAUAUGCUGUUUCAAGGCUUGUUUUCAAAGGGAAUCGCAAAUCCAGUCUGUCCUUGUCCUGGAAGGAGCCCCUACUUACUCCAAUGUAUGAGAUCCACCACCAGAGCAGUGUGGACUCCAACCCCUAUGUCACCUUGGAGAGCCCCCCAAUCUCCCCAUCCAACUCCAUAUCCCUGACCGGAACAACUGAGACUAGAAUGCCCAACCCGAGGUCCCCAGAUGAUGGACCAGAAUCUAAUUAA